AUGUUCGGGAAAAGAGUGUGGAGAAAAGCAGCCAGUGGUGCAGUGACUGGGCAUCAGGAAGAGUCCCUCAGCACAACCAUGUUCCUCCUGAAAGAACUUGGGCCCACAGGGUUCCUCCUCAAAGAGGAUAGAGAACCCAGAAACUACAAAGUGUUCCUAGGUGAUCCUCACACCUGCACCUGUGGAACCUUCCAGAAAGAGAAAGACCUCUGCAAACACAUCUGCUGGAUUCUGAUGCGCAAAUUUAGGCUACCAAGAGAUCAUGAAUACUGUUUCCAGACAGGUCUUGUAGAGAGACAGAUCCUGGAGGUGUUACAGCACCCAUCCAAGAAGGACAGCGUCCCGUCAGCCCCUGAAAAGCUUUGCUCUCAUGAAGAAGAUGAUGGUUUUAUCAAGCAGAAGGACAUUAGGGAGGAUGAUAUCUGUCCCAUCUGUCAAGAAGAACUGCUUAGGAAGAAACUUCCAGUGGCGUAUUGCAGGUUUGGAUGCGGAAACAACAUUCAUAUCUCCUGCAUGAAAGUCUGGGUUGACCAUCAGAGCAGGUCCGAGACAGACAGCAUGGUGAAGUGUCCACUGUGCCGGGAGACCUUCAGCACAUUGAAGAUGCUGCUGGAAAUGGUGGGAAAUGCAGGUCAGCUGCAUACCCCUUCAGAGAGAGCACGUCUGGAGAAACAUCUGGGGAUCCCAUGCAACAACUGCAGAAUCUGUCCUGUUAUUGGAAAAUGUUUUAAGUGCACAGUGUGCAGUUAUUACCACCUGUGCGAGGACUGCUUUAAGAGAAGCUCUCAUCCUCAACACAGCUUUGCAGUUAGAAUGAAAAGAAAUCAGUCAUGGCAACUAAUGACGGAAAGCAAGAAAAGUGUAACCGACAAUCAAGAGAUGUACGCUAAUGUUGAACCUGGUGUCGUGUCAGACGUGGUUCCAGAGCACGUUUUCAGGCUUUUCCCAGUAAUACAGAUUCACCAAAGUUCCCGACUUCUGGCACUGGGAAUACAGUGUCUCCUUUGCCUUCAGAGCUUCCACGUGGGCCAGCAGGUUAAAACUCUCCCCUGUCGACACAAGUUUCAUUCUGGCUGCAUCAAGACAUGGUUACGACAGUCUGUGUGCUGCCCCGUGGAUUGGCAUGUCAUCUACAACCCUCUCACAUUGACUGGUAAUGACAUGAAGGUCAUUAGCACAGCACCUCCUACCAGUAGUGCCCGGAUCAAUCAGCAGAUUACGGGGUUGUUUGUACCCGGUAUUGGCUUGCAGAGGAAAGAAAGACCUGACGUAUCCAAAGCAGCCAUUCUGGCUCCUGUUCCUCCUGAAUCCAUCGUCCAGGACACCCAGGCCCUCUGUAUCGACAGCGCACAUACUGCAACGCUUAAUUUCUGUGAAUCCACGUCCAUGCAGAGGCGCUUGCCUUUGGAACAAGGAAGAAAGGCUUCUUGGAAGCGAACGAGUGCAAAGACAUCCUGUCCGAGCUUGUCCUUGUCUCCUGUGGUUGGGAGGAUGGAAGCGUCUACGGGAACCCAACAGCAGAGCUCGUUUGUGGGGUUCAAUAAGCAUGGCAAUAAAGCCCAAUGCAAGGGAAGUUCUCUUCAUGGGCAGACCAGACCAAUGAGGAUGGAAGGUGAUGGUUUGGGAGUAGUACGAACAUGGUCGAGCAGUGGAGAUCAAAGCAGUCGUGAUUUACGGCCAUCAGGUAUACCUAUCAGUGCUAAACAUGAAAGGAACUAA
Neoarius graeffei (lesser salmon catfish) is the source of this 1719-nucleotide messenger RNA. RefSeq names its product zinc finger, SWIM-type containing 2 (gene zswim2). The coding region runs from base 1 to 1719 and encodes 572 amino acids. Gene Ontology annotation, molecular function: zinc ion binding; ubiquitin protein ligase activity. The record is from RefSeq and is a predicted model, not a curated record. NCBI's taxonomy places the organism in Eukaryota, Metazoa, Chordata, Actinopteri, Siluriformes, Ariidae. The transcript has 10 exons.